AUGCACACACUUAAAGACUCAAAUUCUUCCAACUCACUAGACUCCAACAUGUCCGCUCCCAACUCUGCCAAAAGAGAGUCUUCAGGAAGUCUCAUGAACAAAGAAGAGUUCGAGCAAAUUGCAAAGAAGCUAAAACGGAAGCUCUCUCGCGCAUCUGUGACGGCUAAGCAGCUGCUCACAUCAACUACAGCAAACGCACAGCGUCUGUUGCCUCCAGACUCUCCGGUUCUGCAAACUCUGCUUCCGAAGUCAAGUCCUCUCAAGAGCUACUACAUGUGGAAACGCAAUGGCUCCUCUGGUCGUGUGCCUACGCUAAACUCCCUGCCAAACCUCAGAUCGCCCAAUGGAGCGUCACCAAAGCUCGCAGACUCUUCGCUUCUUCUUUCCAGUCCAUCGAAAGGGCCGUCUGAACACAACGAGUCACCAACUAAACUACACAGAAAUCGUGCAGGGGCGGCAGGCCGUCCUGAGCCACAAAUGGUGCUCCAGGCGCUUCCUCCUGCUGCAUCGCCGCAAAAGCUGGGUUUGACUCCUCUGCCCAUCUUAGAUGGUAAACUGCUGGCUGCAUCUACAUUUCCAAAUAAUUCCACUGCGCCUCUCCAGCCACAUUUAGUUGGUAAUGCGGCUGCUUCGCUCACAUCAGCGUCUCUUGGUCGCCGGCCUCCGAACUUUAAUCCUGUCGCUAGUAUGAAAAGCUCGACGACGCCUACUCUUUCCAAGAAGCAACUUGCCAACCAAGCUUUUGCUACGCCCACACAGCCAGGUCGGCCAGAAAGUACUCAGGAUGAGGGUGCCGAUCUUCUCAUGUAUUUGGCCACCUCUCCAUCUCCUGCUCGGCCCUUUGGAACGACUCCACGCGCGGUUAUUGCUCCCAGCCACCAUUCUGUGUUCUCAGCUUGGAGUAAACCAUCCGGAAAUGGUGCUCAGUUCAUAGCCCCGCAACCUCCAAUGACGCCCAAGAAGCCAUUGGGUGUCAGCGAUAGAACUCCUCAUAGACGCUUUUCUCCUUCAUUAGGUGGUCUGUUGGGAGGUAACUUGCCUUCUGAGGGGGUUUCCUUAACCCCUGCUGAUUUCAAUAUGAAUGAUUACAUUAAUUUUUUCACGCCAUCUCCGGCCAUGGCUGCAACCAUGAACCCGGGAUCUGUGGCAGGAAAGGGGCUCAUGCAAACGCCUAACCUCUCCGCUUUGUCUCAGGACGCCUCGGCACAAGUGAAGGUAGUUGAUGCAAAGAUGAUUAAUUUCGAUGGACAAGAGCUCUUCUCGAAGCUGGAGUAUGGAGAGGAUGAUUCUGGACAGAAGGGAGGAAUGUAG
Messenger RNA from Australozyma saopauloensis, 1311 nucleotides. RefSeq lists its product as uncharacterized. The record is from RefSeq and is a predicted model, not a curated record. NCBI's taxonomy places the organism in Eukaryota, Fungi, Ascomycota, Pichiomycetes, Serinales, Metschnikowiaceae. The coding region runs from base 1 to 1311 and encodes 436 amino acids. The transcript has a single exon.